Messenger RNA from Colletotrichum graminicola M1.001, 537 nucleotides. RefSeq lists its product as uncharacterized. The transcript has a single exon. The record is from RefSeq and is a predicted model, not a curated record. Lineage: Eukaryota; Fungi; Ascomycota; Sordariomycetes; Glomerellales; Glomerellaceae. The annotation marks the transcript as partial. Gene Ontology annotation, molecular function: phosphatidylinositol transfer activity.
AUGGCCUCCGUGGCUGAUCAAACGCCGGCCUCCACCGGCCCGCAAGAAAAGGCUGCCCCCGCGACGUCGUCGGGCCCCCUCAAGACGCCCAUCGCCUCGCCGGCCGCCGCCACUUCCAUCCCAGCCGUCCCGCCCCUGAGCCCGGACCAGCAGUCCAAGUACGACGGCCUCCUCUCCCACGCCCGCGCCUGGACGGAGGUCAAGUGCGCCGCACCCGCCCACGCCGAUAAGUCGGGCCCCCUUACCGACUCGGACCGCCAGUGGCUCACGCGCGAGUGCCUGCUCCGCUACCUCCGCGCCACCAAGUGGGUUCCCAAGGACGCCGAGAAGCGCCUCCUCGAGACCCUCGCCUGGCGCCGCGAGUACGGCGUCGAGGGCCUCACCCCCGACCACAUCUCGCCCGAGAACGAGACGGGCAAGCAGAUCAUCCUCGGCUUCGACAAGGAGCGCCGCCCGUGCCACUACCUCAGCCCGGGCCGCCAGAACACGGAUCCCUCGCCGCGCCAGGUCCAGCACCUCGUCUUCAUGGUCGAGCGC